AUGGUUGCUUUUACCCGCUUUAGAAAGAACUCGGGAAGCUAUCAGACUGCUUCUAUCUAUCUAUCUAUCUAUCUAUCUAAUUCAUUCUUACAUCUAUCUAUCUCUAUCAGUUCGUUCAUGUCUGUCUAUUUAUCUAAUCUAAAUAUCUAUCUAGUUCAUUCUUACAUCUAUCUAUCUAUCUAUCUAUCUAUCUAUCUAUCUAUCUAUCUAUCUAUCUAUCUCAUCUUUAUUAUCUAUCUAUCUAUCUAUCUAUCUAUCUAUCUAUCUAUCUAUCUAUGUCAGUUCGUUCAUAUCUAUCUAUUUCGCCCUGACAUCUAUUACCCCAAGAUUUGUGUAUCCUUUCUCUCAUCUCUUCUCUCUUUCACUCUCUCAUUCCCCUUCUCUCCCCCCCCCUAUCUCUCCUUCACUCUCAUUCCCUCUCUCUCAUCUGUUCUCUCUCAUUCUCUAUUUCUCUCUUUCCAUAAGCCGCUCUCUCUCUUAUUCUCUCUCAUCACCUCUCUCUCUCUUAUCUCCUCUCAAUGCUUGAUCAUCAUCUUUCUCUCACUCACUGUCAUUCUCUCUCACUCAUCUCCUCUCUCUCACUCAUCUCCUCUCUCUCCCAUUCAUCUUUUCUCUCUCACUCAUCUCCUCUCUCUCACUUUCUCUCUCACUUAUCUCCUCUCUCCCACUCUCUCAAUCAUCUCUACUUCCUCUCACUCUCACUCUCUCAUCUCCUCUCUCACUCUCUCCCUUUCUCUUUCCCUAUUUCUCCUCCUCUCUCUCUCUUGUUUCUCUCCUCUUUCUUUCUUUCUUUCUUUCUUUCUUUCUUUCUUUCUUUCUCUUCUAAUUUUUUUUUCUUUGUAUUUUUUCUCUUUUACUUACAUUUGUCUCACUUUUUCUUUCUUUCCAUCUCUUUCUUUUUUCCACCGCCCCCUCUUUUUUUGA
This is a messenger RNA of Acanthosepion pharaonis, 924 nucleotides long. NCBI's taxonomy places the organism in Eukaryota, Metazoa, Mollusca, Cephalopoda, Sepiida, Sepiidae. The record is from the annotation of a GenBank genome assembly.